AUGGGUAAAAAAAAAACCAAGAGAAAAAUCAAACCCAAGAAAAAACUUGUACUUGAAACACAAUUUGAUUGUGUGAUUUGUAAUCACGAGAGAAGCGUUGAUGUGAAAAUGCAAAAAGAAGCAAAAGUUGGAAUUUUAUCAUGUAGAAUAUGUAAUUCAGCUUUUCAAGCAACAAUAAAUCCAUUAAGUGAUCCAAUAGAUGUAUAUUCUGAAUGGGUUGAUUAUACUGAAGAAACUAUGGAAAGUAGAAAAGAUAAUCAUAACAACAACAACAAUAUUGAUUAA
Messenger RNA from Entrophospora candida, 285 nucleotides. The record is from the annotation of a GenBank genome assembly. NCBI's taxonomy places the organism in Eukaryota, Fungi, Glomeromycota, Glomeromycetes, Entrophosporales, Entrophosporaceae.